Penaeus indicus is the source of this 1187-nucleotide messenger RNA. RefSeq names its product regulator of G-protein signaling 11-like. Gene Ontology annotation, biological process: regulation of G protein-coupled receptor signaling pathway; G protein-coupled receptor signaling pathway; positive regulation of GTPase activity. The record is from RefSeq and is a predicted model, not a curated record. Gene Ontology annotation, cellular component: cytoplasm; neuron projection; plasma membrane. Lineage: Eukaryota; Metazoa; Arthropoda; Malacostraca; Decapoda; Penaeidae. The annotation marks the transcript as partial. Gene Ontology annotation, molecular function: GTPase activator activity. The transcript has 7 exons.
AUGCCCUUGUCUACCCAAGAAGAUUCAAGAAUAAAGCGAAAUCAGAAAAUAAUAGACUCACGCCCACAUGAAAACAUAAACACACGGGACAUUAGCCUUCUAAAACCGCCUCUCCUGCGUUUCGCCUACGUAGAGGUCCUGGUGAAGUCAGAGAUGACGUCAGAGGCAAUCCAGCAGAUGAUUUCAUGGGCGGUAGUGAUGCUGAUGACACCGUACUACUGGCCAUCACAAAACCACAGCGCCGACUCCACCGACUAUGCCAUCUACCUGACCAAACGGCUGUCUAGGAACAAGCAGAAACACGGCCUCGAGGACUACGAGCUGGAGGCCUACAACAAACUCAAGAAGACACUCUCUCACAAGUGGGAUUUCAUCACCAUGCAGGCGGACGAGCAGGUUAAACUGGCUAAGGAUCGUAAAAAGGGCGACAAGAUAGUGACGGACUCCCAGGAGCGAGCGUACUGGCGUGUGUACCGACCUCCACCUGGUUUCACGAACUGCCUCGAGAUCGCCCCCGUACCGGACAAGACGAACAUGGCCAACAGAGUCCGCAAGAAAACUGUAGACGACCUAAAGAAAGAUAAUGAGUUCCUUGCAACGGCGGUCGGUCGCACGCGGCAGAAGGUGUCCCAGGCGGGCGAGAACCUCCUGACCCACUUCGACACGUAUGCUGAGUACGACCCGCAGCUGUCCUGCCCUUUGCCCUCCAACCCGUGGGUCACUGAGGAGAACGUGUACUGGAUACUAAACAGCCCUAAAGUGGAUACCCUAACAGAGAAACGAGUGCGAAGAUGGGCUAUAUCUAUGGAGGAAUUGCUCAGUGAUCCCACAGGCAAAGAGGAAUUCACAAAUUACUUGCGGAAGGAAUACUGCCACGAGAACAUUCGUUUCUGGGACGCUGUCAACGAGCUAAGGUGGGGACCUGCUUCCGACGUGGCUGAGAAGGUCCAGAGUAUAUACGAGGAAUUUCUUAAACCCGGAGCACCGUGCGAGAUCAACAUUGACGGGAAGACCAUGGAGAAGACGCAGUUGUUGAUGAAGCAGCCGACUCGCUACACCUAUGACUUGGCCUCUGAGCAUGUCUACGUUCUUCUCCUAAAGAAGGAUUGCUACCCAAGGUUCCUCAGGUCCGAGAUGUACAAGAAUCUGAUCGCAACUGCCAUCCCUCUGCCGCCGCACAAGAAAAG